Molecule: messenger RNA, 2490 nt
Organism: Exophiala aquamarina CBS 119918
Lineage: Eukaryota; Fungi; Ascomycota; Eurotiomycetes; Chaetothyriales; Herpotrichiellaceae
Exons: 4
Coding region: 1-2490 (829 amino acids)
Biological process (GO): regulation of transcription by RNA polymerase II; DNA-templated transcription
Cellular component (GO): chromatin
Molecular function (GO): DNA-binding transcription factor activity, RNA polymerase II-specific; zinc ion binding; RNA polymerase II cis-regulatory region sequence-specific DNA binding
Source: RefSeq, a predicted model, not a curated record
AUGGCUCAAUCUGACAACGCCACCAGCUCGGAGCCUGCCAGCACCUCUGUGACCAACAACACGCCCAAAAAGACUGCCUCUGUUCCCGAGAAGAAGUACAAAUGCCAGUACUGCAAUCGGGCCUUCAGUCGCAGCGAACAUCGAAGUCGACACGAGCGAUCGCACACCAAGGAGCGCCCCUUCAAGUGCCAGAAAUGCCGAAGCACCUUUGUUCGUCGAGACCUGCUCCUGCGCCACGACCGGACCGUCCAUGCAAAGGAUGGCGGCGUCCCUCUGCAAUCUGAAGGGAGAAAGAGAAGUUCAGGCACCGCAGCUCCUGGCAACAAGACAUCGUCGUCCGCCGCGGCGGCGUCUAAGCCUUCGAUCAGUAUCGAUCCCGGCACGUUGGAGCAGAUAGAGGCAAGCAGCGAUGGUAUGCUCGACCUUGAAACUGCCGCCAUGUUGAUGACAGACUUCCAACACAAGGCGGCAGCAGCAGUGAACGGCGGCCAUCUUCAAAACGGUGAAGGUUCCAUUCCCGACUAUUCGCCCGAUCGCAGCUCGCUCCUCGAGUCAUCCGACUACCUCACCGGUCCCAACAGCCUGCCACAUAUGCCCUGGGACACCUUCAUGCCUCAAGGUCCUUCCGAGCCGAAAGCCCAUUCCAUGUCGAGCAUGUCUUCUCAGGAUAACUUGUCACAGCCUCCUUAUGUCCAUAUGGGUUCCAUCCAACCUCACCAAUCGCAGCUCCCGCCCAUUAUGGAACGUCAGCAUUCGCUCGGUGCUUCCUUGCCGCCCUCUUUCCCCUCGCUGGCAGAUACCUUCCCCGUUUCUGGGACCCCGACUCCAAAUGCCUUGUCGCCCUUUCCGUCCAUGACAGGUCCCGUAUCACCAGUGAACUAUCGCAAGUCUCCUGGACCUGCUCAGCCCCUUUCCUUGCCCAAAGCUCCCCAAUUGAACAAUGAUGACCAACGUGCCCUCAUUGCUAACCAGUUAGGUGGAGAUCUCGUCCUUCCUCCUCUGCCUUCCAUCAACCUCUACCUCACCACAUAUUUCAACCUCUUCCAUCACCAUCUCCCUUUUCUUCAUCCCGUCACUUUCCGACCUGAAACUACCGAACUUGCCCUGCUUCUCGCCAUUUUGUCCAUUGGCGCCCUGUACAAUUUUGAACAGGAGCAAGCAUACGCCCUUCACCAUGGCUCCAAGAAGCUAGUCAACCAGUUUCUUCAGAACAAAGACAACUUUGAUUCUCGCAAAUGCCCGCUAUGGACGAUGCAAAGCACCUUGCUGAACAUGCUAUUCGAAAGUUGGAGUGGUGGUUCCCAGGGCCUUGAAUGGGCAUGCUCAAUUAAAAGUUUACUCGCCAACAUGGUCGCUGGUAACAAGUACGAGCUAAAGCUGCGAAUCGACGCACGAUCAGGAUCCCCCCCUACCCAUGAAGAGUGGGUGGCAGAAGAGGGUUGUCGAAGAACCUACUACGCGGUCUACAUCUUCUUUGGAAUGCUGACUCUGACCUACAAUCACACCCCGGCCAUCAGCUUCAACGAGUUUGACUCACUGCCACUUCCUUCGUCCGAGUCUCUUUGGAACAUCGAGCCUUCCGACGAGGAAACAUGGCAGGACAUCUUCGCAGCCUCACCCACGAUUACUGUGCGAGAUGCCCAUGACAGUCUCUUUCAGGGUGAUGCUGCACGUUACAGCGCCUUUGCCACUCGGGUCAUGAUCAACGCUCUCUUCUUAGAAGUUUGGAAUUUGAGAAGGAGCUUCGAAUCACUGCAAGACGUUGUUCUCGAAUGGAAGAUCCGCAUCGCACUCGAGACCUGGGAACGCUCACUCGACCUCUGCGAACCCGAGACAAUUGUUGUACCGUUGAGCACCCCUCACAAAAGUCAUCCACUGAUAUUCAACUCCAUGGCUGUCUAUCGAAACACCCGGGCAUUCCUUGAAGUGGACCUCAAGAAUGUUCAGGAGGCGCUCCGGUAUCAUAACUCGUUUGAAAUUGCUGCAGCAAUGACUCUUUCACGUGACAAUGUCAAGAGAAAUAAAGAAAUGAUUAAGGUCAUUGAGCAGUGUUACGAAUGCAUGGAGAUCGUUGCCAUGCAAGGAAUUAACUGGGUUACCAAAACCUCGUCAACAAAUUGGAGUAUCGAGCACCCUCUUUGCGGGCUUGAUCUCAUCACCAUCCUUAGUUUGUGGCUAUAUCGCAUCGAACACGAUGACCAAGAAGCCACGGAAGAAGAACUUGCAAUGUACAUGAAGGUGCGAGGCUUAUUCGACGAUGACGCCGUUGAUUCAAACGGCUCUCGUCUAAGUUCUACUGUUGCCCGUGUCUGGGGCACGAUGUUGGACGGCGUUGUUGUCUGGGGUAUUUCCAAGACAAUGGGCGAGUCCUUCAAGUUGCAUGCUCAAGCCUUGGUUGGCUAUGUGGAUGAACUCCCUGUUGAUCCAGUCACAGGUAUGCCACAGGUGGUAUCAGACCAGGCUCUAAUGGGCAUGGGCGCUACCUACUAA